GUCGAUAUCCCCCACCCCACGCCCGAUAUUCAUCAAGAAAAUACGACUACGCGAUCUCCCAUGACCAGGGCUUUCGUUUGAUACCAAUAUUUGGGCACUUUUCCCAUGGUCCUUCUCCUACUCGCGCCCCUAAAAUCGUAUGACUAGGUACGGGGGAAUGGGGAGGACGCGCCCGAAGAAGCUCACUCCCAAGGCCUCUAUUCCCAUCGUAAGGGAACAAGAGAUCGACAUUGUCGACGAUGAGGUCCAGAGCACUCUUCAGCAGAUUGAAACCGGUGUUGAGAAGGCGGAGGAGUCGGAAUUCCAUCUGCAAGCUGCGAUAAAUGCGGCAGCCCUUGGAAAGGUCAAUGAGGCCCAUAUCCCUACCCCGGAGACCAUCAUCAGUUCCAUCCAAUAUGACAAACUCUACCCCCCUACCUUCUCGCAACCUGCGACCUACAUCCGCUUCUCCUCGACCGUCGAGGAUUGUUGCGGAUGUCCGUAUAACAUGGUUGAGGAAGAUGACAAAUUCUUCAAAGCAUUGAACCAGAAGCUGGGUCCUGGCAACCAAUGCUCGGAAGACCAAUUCGAAGAAGUCAUGAACUUCUUCGAAGAGACAGCGCAAACAAAACAGCCGUUUGCUGCUGUAGAUAAUCCUCCAGUGCUGGCGUACUCAGAGAUGGAAGACUCCUUUGACGCAGCCGUAGAAGACAGUGUAAGGCGAUUCGCCAAGGACAUAUAUGAACAUUGGAAGGACAGGAGGACGAAGGCUGGCAACAGGCCAUUGCAGCCGACUCUCAAGUUCGAGACCGGUCAGGAUACGGACGAUGCCGACCCAUACGUGUGUUUCCGUAGACGCGAGGUUCGCCAGAUUCGCAAGACCCGCGGUAGAGAUGCGCAGAGCGCCGAGAAACUGAGGAGACUCAGGAAGGAGCUCGAAGAUGCCCGGCAGAUGGUUGCAAUGGUGCGGCAGCGUGAAUUGGCCAGGAAAGAGAUGCUCAGCAUCGAGAAGCAAAUCUUCAUGCAGCGAUCGGAGGUCAAGGAGAUGAAGAGGAAGCUUGGCAUCAAGGACGAUGAUGAAGAUCUCAUCAACCAGAAGCCAAAGAAGAAACCGGUGGAUGUGCCCACAAUCCAGCGGCCAGUCCCGACCCAGCUCCGUGUCCCGCAAAGGCCCGGCACGCAAGCUGCAGAAGAUUUGCAACUCCUCGAAGAUGUGCAGUCUGAGAAGGAGAACGAGAUUCUGCGUGAUAUCAAGCAGAAUCUGGCUAAGCACAUUAAGUGGAACGAAGGAUAUGUGGAUGCGACGAGAGCACCGCUUUCGCCGUCUCCAGAUAGGACCUUCGAGGCCGGUUUCCGGCCAGCUAUUACCACUCAAUUGCCGACACCACCAUCUUCAGAGUCCUCUGAAGAUAUCAAUGACUCACCCAUGGUGGACCAUGCGGCGGUCUAUUUCAAUAAAUUCGCUCCUCAUGCCAUGGAUGUGGACGGGGACACCAGCCGGAUACCUUCCUUUAGGAGGCGUAUUGGGCGUGGUGGUCGGUUGAUGAUUGACCGUCGAAACCUCGCCUCACGCAGUAGAGUGGAAAUGGAUCCACUAAUAGCCGAUCGAUUCAAGUAUGAUCAGGAUGAUUCGGAUGAAGAAAUCGUCUAUGAGGCGGAUAAAUAUGACAUCCAAAUCAUGCAGCAUCGAGCGAUCAUGGCGGCAAAGGCACGCGACCAAGUUGCAGCAGCGGCCCAGGCACAUGCUCAAGCGCAGGCAGCACAAGCUCAAGCCCAGGCUCAAGCGCAACGGCGAUUGCAGGCCGAUCAGGUUGCGACCAACAACCACGGGCCACCUGGCGUGGGACACACAAUGGGUUCAAAUCCUGGACCUGGAGCGGUUACCGCCAGUCCAGCGACAUGAACAUCUCUUCUUCCAUCACUCUUCUCGUGCAUUUGGCGGGCGUUUUACCUUAUCCACAUAUCCCAUCUUGCCGUAUAUUCGCGAAUGUCGUUGUAUUCGCGAGCUCUCCCAUCCGACAUGGUCUGGGUUCGCUACCUUUUUUUUAUCCUCCCUCCUUCACCCUCACCUUCACCUUCUUCCCUGACUUCUCCCUUCAUAUCUGGCUCAGCCUGAAAAAGCAGU
Paecilomyces variotii is the source of this 2104-nucleotide messenger RNA. Its product is annotated as enhancer of polycomb-like-domain-containing protein. The record is from RefSeq and is a predicted model, not a curated record. Gene Ontology annotation, biological process: regulation of transcription by RNA polymerase II. Gene Ontology annotation, cellular component: piccolo histone acetyltransferase complex. The coding region runs from base 140 to 1882 and encodes 580 amino acids. NCBI's taxonomy places the organism in Eukaryota, Fungi, Ascomycota, Eurotiomycetes, Eurotiales, Thermoascaceae. The transcript has 4 exons.